AUGCUACCCCUUCCACUGAAAAGCGAGUACCUUGGGUACAAGAAGGACACGGACGCAGGCUCCUGGGACACCUCGGACGCCUCAUCACUCUCCACGAAGUCUUCCAGCGGCGGUCGGAAGAAGGGCAAGGCGCGCAAAGCAGCCAGCGCAGCUGUUCAAGCCACGAAAAAGGCCAUCCAAGGUGUCUCCAAGUACAUUGUUGCCAUAGCGGACUAUCCCAAGUUGGCAAAGCACAUUGCCGACACCGCGGACCCCACCAUUACAGUUCCCGAUAACUUUGCGGCCACCAUCGACCGUGUAAUCUCCAUUCGCUCCGGCUUUGGUGAUCGCUUGGCCGAGCAUGGUGCUGGACCGGACACCAAAGCCGACCUGAAGCACCGCCACUUUGUUGAGGUCCUGAAGAAGGUCCGAGAAGCCCUUCUGCCUCGCAUGUCUAGCAAAGCCUCUAGCUCGACAGAGGUCAAGGCUGCUACGUCAGAUGAAAUCAGCAACAGAUUCGCUGGCCUGGCCGUCGAAGAGCCCUCGCAAGCCUUCCUGAACGCUCUUGAUGUCGAGAGACCCACCCAGCCAACGGAAGAUAAGACCAUCUACGAAGCUGAGACUCUCGCUGAGCUCGAAGAUGUUCUGUUCACUUAUACCAUCAUGAUGAACGACCUUGCCCGCAUCCGGGCUACCAUCCGGGCUACCAUCCGGUGGAUUUGGGAGAACUACCAGAAGGGCCUCUUCGAUAUCGCAGCGGCGGCUGUUGCUACCGACACAGCUCUCGCUUUGGCCCGCGGCAUCAUUGACGAGGCCGAACCCAACUUCAAGAACUUUGAGGAGGCUACCUGGGGUGUGCAACACAAGUUCUUCCUCGCUUGCUGUCUUCGCAAGGGCUACGACAUCGACAGCGUCUUCUCUGAUGAUGCGUCUGACAACUUCAACUACGACAUGUAUGAUCUUGCGGAUGAGUGCUUCGUAAACGCUCAUCGCUGUCUGCUUUCUUUCCUCGCCAUUCUCUCUCCAGACCAUUUGCCCAUUAUCAGGGAAGGCGUCAUGGGCCACUAUGAUCCCACCAAAAACCGGGAUAACCUGCCUGGACACGCAAAGUUCAAGGAAGAUCAGAUCCUACUCAUGGAAUUUCUGAGUGAGCUAACGGUUGUUACCCGUAUCAUUCCCAGCUAUCCCGUCGAGGAUGAAUUCAUGCGUGGAGUUAGAGAGAUGGACAAGACAGGCAAGAUCCCAUUCUCACUCGUCUUUGCCGCCCAGACCUUCCUCGACAUUCAUCACCUGCUAAGAGCCGAUGUUUCGCGAGGAUCCAAGUUCAUGCAGAAUGAGAUCAAGCACCUCAGUCAAACCCUCAAGGAUCACCUUGAGUACCACAAGAAGAGCAAGUUGCGGAUCAAGAACUGGCCCGAACGCAUGGAUGACAUGCUGCGGUUGGUGAUCAAGCAGGGGCAGGAGAUUGUGGCGGACCCCGUCUACCAGUGCAAGGUUGGCUACUAUCGGCGAAACAAGAUACCGAUUGCAUCGUCUAUGAGGCCCAACCGAAUCCUGGACUAUUCUCCAGUCCUUGCUGGCCUCAACCUGCUCAGUUUCCGAGGGGACAUGUACUCCAUUGGCCUCGACGCUGCAAACGCUUGGGGAUCCAUCCAGUAUGCAACCCAUCUCUACUCUGCGCUUCAGAAUGAGAAGCUGGUUGAUCCUCACUUUUGGCCCGACUUGGAAAUGGCUCAAGCCCUUCUCCCUGAUUCCAGCUUCUUUCCUGGAGGAAAUGCCCCGAAGACUCGCAAGAAAUACCUUGACACCUUCGUUCUCCAGAUGGGGGCUGCUGGGGUCCCGCGCGGCAUCAAGAAAGGCCUGCCAGUUUCAUCCAUCUUCGUGGAGAAGUAUUUGAAGCGCACCGAAGUUCCGUGGACGCCCGAGAAUAUCCACGACAUUGUUUCCCGUAGCGGGUUCGAGGCUAAGGGCGAACUGGGCAAAGGAAACUUGCUGAUGUGGCAAAUCGAGGAAAAGGACCAGAAGGAUAUUGAGAAGAAACGCGCGUUGGAGGCGGCAGUCAUGGCUCUCCACGCGGAAGUCACGGAGAUGUCGUUCCCUUGGUUGACGCUCCACAAGUCAUGCUGGGAGAUGAUGAAGCUGGUUAAGGAGAAGAACCAUCAGCGUUUGUCGCAGAUCUUUGGAAGCGGCUACCUCAAUGACAAGAGCCAAAUGCCGUUUGUGAUUGGGUACAUCUUCAUGACCACGUGCGGCGAGUGCCCCGGACAUCUGAGGACCAUGGACCUCAUGAAGCAGGCCGCAGAGGCCAUCAAGGAAUAUGCUACACGGGAUUCGGGAGAUCCGUGCUUGAAGCUGUUCGCUGAGAUGGGACAUCCUGUCCAGUUCGUCAACGAGGAGGAACUCAUUGAGAACAAUGCUUAGAGAUAAGAAAGAAACGUGGUCCAAAGCCAAUAGCAUCUAGAAAUGAGGAAGAUGUAGCAUAGUUGUGGUUCUUGAAGGGGAUUAAAUCUCGGAAGAUUUGUGAUGCUAGUUGGAAGAAACCACUUAAUGACUGAUAUCUUCUAGUUCUUUCGUCCUCAACUUCAACCCAUUAUCUCAUUCAC
Messenger RNA from Neurospora tetraspora, 2582 nucleotides. RefSeq lists its product as uncharacterized. Lineage: Eukaryota; Fungi; Ascomycota; Sordariomycetes; Sordariales; Sordariaceae. The transcript has 3 exons. The record is from RefSeq and is a predicted model, not a curated record. Bases 1 to 2400 code for a protein of 799 amino acids.